AUGGUGCAGGGGAUAUGCAACAAUUUUAGCAAGCAAAGUAGAAACCCAAUGGAAGAUGGUACACCUAACGUAGGCAUCACACGUUCGCCAACAACGCCAAAUCUUACUCCGUAUGAUAUUAUCAACCAGGCUCAAAGCCCAGAAUACAACAAAAGACGAUUUCAAAAGCUAGUUAAGAUGUACCAUCCUGACAGAUGGCAGCAUACCAUUUACCACGGCAUUCCCAAUUCAAUAAGGGUGGAAAGGUACCGUCUGGGUGUUGCGGCCAACGUCAUAUUGUUAGAUUCCGUGGAGAAGAAAGCAUACGACGAUAUGGGUAUUGGCUGGAUUGUGAGGGUGAAAUUGCUUUUGAUUCAAAUACAGCUAACCAUAGUUCUGAUGGAGCUAGAUGGAUAUGAAAGCCGUGCGGGAUGCGAUUUGGUAAGGGUGGUGAUGGAUGGAACGAGAACACAGACCGAGCCAGAGGUAAAAAUGGAAACAAGUUAUGGCCUUCGCAUGAACGAGAUUUUCGGUGCGGUGAUAAUGGUGUUAAUAGUACUCCGUGAUUGUGUUCGGUCUGCCAGAGCAGACCACUUAGCGAAGAAGGUCGCCAGCGCGGCCACAUUCAGAAGGUUCUCAGUGAUGAAUUGCAGCAAAUCCACUGAGGUUCUGGGGCGACAGUCGUCAACGACUGAUCGAAGAGGUUAUAGAACGCAGAUCAGUAGGAGCUUAUAA
Molecule: messenger RNA, 714 nt
Organism: Truncatella angustata
Lineage: Eukaryota; Fungi; Ascomycota; Sordariomycetes; Amphisphaeriales; Sporocadaceae
Exons: 1
Coding region: 1-714 (237 amino acids)
Source: RefSeq, a predicted model, not a curated record